AUGUACCGAAAAUCUGAAUCUGAUUUGGAAUACUACCAGCGGAGAUAUUUCCUUGAGUUGAAAGAUGAUUAUCAGAAACUCGAAAUCUCCGACUCCACAUUCAGGUGUCCGUUCUGUUUCAACAAGGAUUAUUACUCUUUGACCGAGCUUUUAAGACAUGCUUCAAGGAUUGCUGGUGACGUGCAUGGUGACACUGUGAAAGAAAUUGCUAAACAUUCUGCCCUUGUAAGGUAUCUUGACUCUAAAAUUUCUGAAAAUAAGUCGCUUGAUAUGAAUGUGAAUGCUGGUGAAGAUGAGUUGUUUGUGUGGCCUUGGAUGGUGGUUCUGGCAAACAAUGUCACAAAACUUGACCCCAACUGCCGUAAGUAUAUAGGAAAGAGUCAUAAGAAAAUUAAGGAGGAGCUGUAUGCUAAAGGGUUUCAGCCGCUGAAAGUUACUGCACUUUGGAAUAUUAGAGGCCAAACACCCUUUGUCAUUGUUGCAUUUGGAAAAGAAUGGGAUGGUUUCAACAAUGCUUUGCAGCUAGAAAGAAGCUUUGAAGCAGAACAGUGUGGUAAGAGAGAUUACGUGGGUUUCAGGGAGCGGGGAGACAAACUCUUUGGGUGGAUAGCACGUGCUGAUGACUAUAAUUCCAGGGAUAUUGUGGGCAAACACCUCCGCGAAAAUGGGGAUUUGAAAACUGUUUCUGGAAAAGAAGCUGAGGAUAAUAGGAAAGCUUUGAAGCUUGUAUCUGGCUUGGCUAACACUCUGAAGCAGAAGAACAAGGAACUGGAACAAACGACAAGCAAGUAUGAUGAGGCUAAUGUGUUCCUAAACAAAGUGAUGAAUCAAAAAGAGGAGAUGCUUGAACACUUUAACAAAGAAAUAAGCAAGAUGCGGAAUGUUGAACGAAGCUAUAUGGAAAAUGUAUCCAAGGAUCAUGAAAGAGCCAUGCUGGAAUUGGAGGCUAGGAGAAAGGAACUUUUGUCCCGUGAAGAGAAUCUGCAGAAGCGUCAAGCACAUAAUCAUAAUGAGAGAAAUAAGCUAUAUCUUGAGAAGAAAAAUAAUGAGAUGGCCAUAGCAGAGCAACAAAAGGCUGACAACAAAAUGAUGCGUUUGGCUGAAGAACAUCAGAAAGAGAAAGACAAACUUCACAAAAAAAUCCAUGACCUAGAGAGAGGACUUGAUGCAAAGCAAGCAUUGGAAUUGGAAAUUGAACGGCUGAGAGGAGCUUUCCAUGUAAUGAACCACAUUGGAGAGACUGAUCUGGAAGAGCAGAAAAAACUGGAGGCGAUCAAAAUAAGUCUGCGUGAAAAGGAAGAGCAACUGGAAGGUGUAGAAGAUCUUCAACAAACAUUGGUUAUUCAGGAGCGCAAAACUAAUGACGAGUUGCAAGAUGCCCGCAAAAAAUUAAUCAGUUGGAUUGGCUGCCCAAAGAACACUUCUCGAGUCAUAAUUUCUGUGAGAAGGAUGGGGGACCUUGAUAUUAAGCCGUUUGAGGAGGCAUCCAAGAGAAAGUUUCCGGCUAAAGGGAAUGGUAAAGCAGCUCAGAGAAAACUUGCCGAUGAAAGGAAAAUGAAAGCAAUUCAGUGGUGCUCACAGUGCGAGGACUAUCUUAGAGAUCCAAGCUGGCAUCCGUUCAAAAUUGUAACUGAUAAAGAAGGGAAUUCAAAGGAAAUUUUAGAUGAAAAUGAUGAAAAACUGAAAAGUUUGAGAGAUGAACUCGGAGAUGAGGUGCAUGAUGCAGUAGCUACAGCUCUGAAGGAACUAAAUGAAUACAAUCCUAGUGGGAGAUAUCCAGUACCUGAACUCUGGAAUUUUAGGGAAGGAAGGAAGGCAUCGUUGAAAGAGGGUGUUGCCCAUUUGAUGAGGCAAUGGAAGUUGUCAAAACAAAAGAAUGCUUGA
Messenger RNA from Vicia faba (fava bean), 1884 nucleotides. NCBI's taxonomy places the organism in Eukaryota, Viridiplantae, Streptophyta, Magnoliopsida, Fabales, Fabaceae. The record is from the annotation of a GenBank genome assembly.